Messenger RNA from Diatraea saccharalis (sugarcane borer), 3819 nucleotides. The record is from the annotation of a GenBank genome assembly. Lineage: Eukaryota; Metazoa; Arthropoda; Insecta; Lepidoptera; Crambidae.
AGUCAGCGUCGCGCAGCGCGCCGGCCGCAUGUGCCCCGACCGCGCCGCAACGCGUCGCACCGCAUCGCGCCGCGUCGCACCGCAUCGCAUCGCCUCGCUCGCGACCAUGCGCCCGCCGUAUGCCGAGUGCGAUCCGCCGCCCGCCUAACUCGGACUUGCCGGAAUGUACAAGCGCGAUCUCAGGUGAGCUGUGAAAACUUUGAAUCGGAACGAGUACUUUUUCGCCGUGAUCGAUAUAUCGGUGUCAGUUAAAAUCGAAGAUGUCGUCAACGGUGCUUAAAUAGUGUGCGUGUGUGCGAUGGCGUCGGGCUGCGCGCGCUCGUAGCAGAGCAUGGAAGAAGACGAGCGGCGGCUGUCGUUCCCGCCGCCGGCGCCGCUCAACUCACCCGGCGAAGAGAUAGACGGCUCCCGGCUGCUGGGCGAGAUCGUGCGGAAGCUAGAGGAGACCAAUCCGGAGGCGGCCGCACCCCUCGUCGCUUCUCAGUCGCGCGAAACGCUCGACGUCGUCGCCAGUGAGAGGCCGCGUCGGGAAGAGCUCCGGAUACCACUCGAGGGUGUUACGUUCGCUAGUGAGACCGCCGGCGGUAGGGAUGAGCCGCGUGCCGCUGUCACGCCGUUCACCCGCGAGUCGGCCAGGCGUGCCGGGUCGCGGGGUGCCCAACUCGUCCGCGAGUUCGGCUUCAUGCCGCGGCGGCGUCUUAGCGUGGAGGACGGUGCGCGGCUGCCGAGGAAGUACGAACCGUUCCCCCCUAAACUCUACGGACGCCCGCUCGAGGAGAUCGACAACUUUAUCUAUGAUGAGACGUUCUGCGUGGUAUCAAAGCGGUUCCGUAAGAACUAUAUACACCGGUUCACGGCGACCAGGUCAUUGUUCUGGUGGUCACCGUGGUCGCCGGUACGCCGCGCGUGCGUCUACCUCUCCACCAACCAGUACUUCGACUACUUCGUCAUGGCUACCAUUCUGCUCAACUGUGUCUUCCUCGCCAUGUCGGAGACAAUCGAAGAAGCUGAGUAUAUAUUUCUGGCGAUAUAUACAGCGGAGAUGAUAAUCAAGUGCAUCGCGAAGGGUUUCAUCCUUAACAAGUAUACGUACCUGAGGAACCCGUGGAACUGGCUGGACUUCGUCGUGAUCACUUCGGGCUACGCCACCAUCGGUAUGGAGGUCGGCAACUUGGCCGGCCUGAGGACGUUCAGAGUUUUAAGGGCACUCAAGACUGUCUCCAUUAUGCCAGGUCUGAAGACUAUCAUCAACGCACUGCUGCAUUCGUUCAAACAGCUGGCUGAGGUCAUGACGUUGACGAUCUUUUGCCUGAUGGUGUUCGCGCUGUUCGCCCUGCAAGUCUACAUGGGCGAGUUGAGAAAUAAAUGCGUGAAGAACCUAGUCGUGCCACUGGGAGAGAACUUCACGGAUGAAAUCUGGUCGCAGUGGAUCAGCGAUCCCUCCAACUGGAUUGUGGACGAUGAAGAAGUGCCUAUAAUAUGCGGGAAUCUGACGGGCGCGCGGCACUGCCCCAUCGGGUUCACGUGCCUCUGCGUGGGACCCAAUCCAAACCACGGGUACACCAAUUUCGACAACUUCCUGUGGUCCAUGCUCACCACCUUUCAACUGAUCACCCUCGACUAUUGGGAGAAUGUAUAUAAUAUGGUGCUGUCAUCGUGCGGGCCGAUGUCGGUGUCUUUUUUCACUGUGGUGGUGUUUUUUGGUUCGUUCUAUCUCAUCAACCUGAUGCUGGCCGUCGUCGCGCUCAGCUACGAAGAGGAGUCGCAGAUCACACAAGAGGAAAGGAAAAAAGAUCUAAAUGAGCAUCGCGAUGACUCAACAUUUAGUUUCGAUCCGUCUUCUCUGGCUGUGCGAGCGCUAGCCAAAGAUUCAAAGGAGCGCAUGGACACCAGAAAGUGGCUUCUACUGGCAUCCUACUCCAGGAAGAGGACAAGAAGACGCAAACGGGGCAGGAGUGCUAUUCACCACGCGCCUGCUGUCGCAGCUGUUGCUGAAAGGAACGACCGGGCGAAAUCACGAUCGAGGUCAGUGACACCGAGCGCAUCACCCCCGCCACCCGCAGCCCCACCCCCGCCUCCACCUUCACACACUUUGCAUCCUGACAACGCAUUAGGUCGUGGUGCACUUGGUGCAGCAGGUCGACAACUCAGUGACCACAGCAACAACCGGGAGUCAUCACUCGACGACUCAGGCGUGGUAGACGAUCAUGAUGACGGCGAGCAUACAUCUGAUGACCAGGCGCCUAUAUCUCAUCCCCGAAGAGUACACCUCAUGCCUGCCCCUAUACAUCAUCCACCCACACCGAUGCCCCUUAUUCAACAGGAACGACAAUUUAAGGACCAUAAUAAAAAAUAUCCUUCAAGAAAAAUAGAGAAGCAAACAGAGAAAUCAAACAAAUUGGAGAAAGGCAGCAUACAAGAGAAAUAUCCACUAAACCCAGACUAUCUCAAUCAGAUAGUUGUGCUAGGGGCGGACUGGCCAUACAAGCGCGCGCCCGACCUCCCGCAAGCGGAGACGACGAAAAUUAAUGAGCUCAGUUUAUUGGCAGCUACGCACAAAUCUCAUAUGGGCAAUUAUGAGCAAAAUUGCACUUUCUUCACAGAUGAACUCGUGGAUAGAAACUGUGAAUGCUGCGUUUCUUGCUGCAUAGACUAUGAAGGAUGGCUUCAAUUUCAAAAUAGUCUUUAUGGGAUUGUAAAAGAUCCGCUCUUCGAGUUGUUUAUAACAACUUGUAUUGUUCUCAAUACACUCUUUCUUGCAUUAGAGCAUCAUGGAAUGAGUGAGAACGUUAGGCAAGCGUUAGAUAUAGGAAAUAAGGUGUUCACAUCUAUUUUUACUUUAGAAUGUAUAAUGAAAGUGAUGGCGAUGAGUAAAGACUUUUUCGCUUGUGGUUGGAAUAUAUUCGAUUUAAUUAUAGUAUCAGCCAGUCUAUUAGAUCUUAUAUUUGAGCUUGUGGACGGCCUAUCUGUUUUGCGAGGCCUUCGUUUGUUACGAGUGUUAAAAUUAGCUCAGUCAUGGACUACAAUGAAAGUGUUGUUGAGUAUUAUAAUAUCAACAAUCGGUGCUCUCGGUAAUUUGACGUUCGUGUUAGUGAUAGUAAUAUACAUAUUCGCUGUUAUCGGAAUGCAGCUGUUCUCUAAAUCUUAUACUCCAGACAAAUUCGAGCCGGAUCCAGUACCCAGAUGGAACUUUAAUGACUUUUUUCAUUCGUUCAUGAUGAUAUUCCGAAUACUUUGUGGCGAAUGGAUCGAGCCUCUCUGGGACUGCAUGAGAGCAGAGCAGGCUACCGGCGCGGAAAGUUGCUUCUUCAUUUUCUUGCCCGCUCUAGUAAUGGGGAACUUCAUGGUGCUCAACCUCUUUCUUGCCUUACUGCUCAAUAGUUUCAACAGUGAGGAACUUAAAAAUAAAAAAGAGGAAGUAGGUGAAGAUUCGAAAUUAGCUAAAAGUUUCGAUAGAAUACGUUCUAUAGUUAGAAAAAAAGGUUUCCUUAUAGCGAGAAGUAAAGAGACUGAAAAAAAAUCUAAAUUAGAAGAGCUAGUUAAUGAAUAUAUGGCACAACAACGUGCUGUAAAAGAAAAGAAGGUGUCUAUACCUAAUGAGCAAAGGUACUCGGGUUCAAUACAAGAAACCAUUCUUUUUCCACAUGACAAUAUUUACAGUCAUAGUUACCAAGAAGCGUUAAAUAGGCCAGUAGGAUCAGAUUUAUUCCCGCCGAUUUAUCAAGGUAGUAAUAACUUCAAUCAUGGUAGCCAAGAAACUUUGAAAGAUGUUCGUGAUUUAGCUACUGAACAUAAAAUUACUAGUAUUAGAGAAGAUUC